Messenger RNA from Helobdella robusta, 360 nucleotides. RefSeq lists its product as hypothetical. The transcript has a single exon. Gene Ontology annotation, cellular component: nucleus. The record is from RefSeq and is a predicted model, not a curated record. The annotation marks the transcript as partial. Gene Ontology annotation, biological process: regulation of transcription by RNA polymerase II. Lineage: Eukaryota; Metazoa; Annelida; Clitellata; Rhynchobdellida; Glossiphoniidae. Gene Ontology annotation, molecular function: RNA polymerase II cis-regulatory region sequence-specific DNA binding; DNA-binding transcription factor activity, RNA polymerase II-specific.
AGCCACGACGACCCGCUGGAACAGUUCAUGGAGAUUCAACUGACUGAAAACUCAAAGAUGGAAGAACUGAUUCGCGAAAACGAGGGCAAAGUCAAAGAUCCGAACCAGUGCGUCAUGUGCCAUCGUAUUCUAAGCUGCCGGAGCGCCCUGCAGAUGCACUACAGAACGCACACCGGGGAACGCCCCUACAAAUGCAAACUCUGCUCUCGAACCUUCACGACGAAGGGCAACUUGAAGACUCACAUGAGCGUCCAUCGAGGCAAAACCUUUCAGCGGUCGAUACACAAGUGUCCCAUCUGUUUCAGGGAGUUUUCAAACCCGCUCGUCUUGCAGCAGCAUUUCAGAAGCCACGCAAGCGAA